UCUCGAGCAGGUUUCAUACUUCCUGCGCGGCCCCGCCCCGCCUCCUCCCUGCGCAGCCCCGCCUCCUCCCUGCGCGGCCCCGCCUCCUCCCUUUUCGCUGUGCGUGUCCGCCAUGGCUCCAAUGAAGAAGCAGGUGGUGAAGAAACAGGGAGGAAAGAGGAAGAAGCAGAUCCUCAAGUUCACUUUGGACUGCACACACCCUGUGGAGGAUGGCAUCAUGGACGCUGCCAAUUUUGAGCAGUUCCUGCAGGAGCGCAUCAAAGUCAACGGCAAGGCGGGAAACCUCGGCGGUGGCGUGGUGUCCAUUGACAGGAGCAAGAGUAAAAUUGCGGUCAACUCUGAUGUUCCCUUUUCAAAAAGGUAUCUGAAGUACCUCACCAAGAAGUAUCUGAAGAAAAACAACCUCAGGGACUGGCUGCGUGUGGUGGCCAACGCCAAGGAGAGCUACGAGCUGCGCUACUUCCAGAUCAACCAGGAUGAAGACGAGGAGGAGGAGGAGGAAGAUUGAAGCAGGCACCAUGUUCAAUAAAAUGUCCAGAGACUGACAAUAA
Molecule: messenger RNA, 551 nt
Organism: Entelurus aequoreus (snake pipefish)
Lineage: Eukaryota; Metazoa; Chordata; Actinopteri; Syngnathiformes; Syngnathidae
Product: large ribosomal subunit protein eL22-like
Exons: 4
Coding region: 113-508 (131 amino acids)
Biological process (GO): cytoplasmic translation
Cellular component (GO): ribosome
Molecular function (GO): RNA binding; structural constituent of ribosome
Source: RefSeq, a predicted model, not a curated record